Messenger RNA from Ciona intestinalis (vase tunicate), 887 nucleotides. Its product is annotated as ciliary microtubule inner protein 6-like. Lineage: Eukaryota; Metazoa; Chordata; Ascidiacea; Phlebobranchia; Cionidae. The record is from RefSeq and is a predicted model, not a curated record.
UACAAAGCGUUUCCAUUAGCAACCGGUAUGCUAAAUUGUCUUGGAAAUCUACCGCUAAUGAGUUACACAACCAUCCCUCGAUCCACAGUGAAAUAUAACGUUCAUAAUGUUCACGUAAAGCAAAAGGUAUGGAGAUACAUAUGAAACGAAAGAAAACAGUUCCAACUCAUUACAGUCCGAAUUCGUACCGGAUAUUUAAUAGUGAAAUUAGUGACGCCUCUGUGAAAAACAAACCUGUCAUCAUCAAACGCGUAGAUGACGUUUCAGUUCAUCCCCGUGAACCAGAAAGAAGAAAUUGUCCACACCCCUGGCACAGUCGAUUUUUAAGUCAUAAUGUCAAGAUACUGAACAAGCCAAUUUGUGUAAUGGCAAACAGCGGAAGUCAAUCUGAUCAACAAAAUUGGUGGCCUCACCAGUUAUAUGAUGAACCACAUGUGAUACCACCUUAUUCAUAUUCAACAACGCAAAGAGCAGAUUACCAAAAACACAGUUCUGCUAAACCAGUAAAACUAAUACCCCCUCAAGCAAUAUCAAUACAACAAAAAGAUUCUGCAGUUUUACUUGAAAGAAUUUCCUACAGACAUGAUUACAAUUGCCGGUUACAUCAGAAUGAGCCUAAUCGUGGAAAACUUCAUGGAAGCUUUGUGUGGGAGCCAAUGAAAAACAAAGGAAAAUCACCUACAUCUGGAAAUUCCUUACAAAAAUCAAAAUUAGCAGAUUCUGGUUUAACUGUUAAAUCCAAAGUUAGCAAUUCAAAUGAUUUACAGCAAAAUCCUAGCAAAAAAUGUAUUCCUAAAAAUAAUAAAAUAGUUUUAUCAAAUUCCCCCACAAUGUGAAAACUAAAAUUCCACCAAUAGAUGGUAUUCCUUAAAUUUAGACCGUUUUUU